AUGAGUAAUCCUAAAUCGGAGAGUCAGAGAGUAAACAAAAAAGUCAACAAUGAUGCUUCACUUAGAAUUCAUAAUUUAUCCAUUUUGGUGAGACAGAUAAAAUAUUAUUACCAGGAAACUUUGCAGCAAUUGAUUAUGAUGUCAUUGCCAAAUAUCUUAAUCAUUGGCAAAAAUCCCUUUUCUGAACAAGGGACAGAAGAAGUUAAAAAGCUGCUUUUACUCUUACUGGGUUGUGCAGUUCAGUGUCAGAAAAAAGAAGAAUUUAUUGAAAGAAUUCAAGGAUUAGAUUUUGAUACAAAAGCAGCAGUUGCUGCACAUAUUCAAGAGAUAACCCAUAAUCAGGAAAAUGUGUUUGAUCUGCAAUGGAUGGAAGUGACAGAUAUGUCUCAGGAGGAUAUGGAACCACUUUUGAAAACUAUGGCAUUGCAUCUAAAAAGACUUAUAGAUGAGAGAGAUGAACAUUCAGAGACUAUCAUAGAGCUCUCUGAAGAGCGGGAUGGUCUUCAUUUUCUACCCCAUGCCUCUUCAUCUGCCCAAUCACCCUGUGGUUCUCCAGGCAUGAAACGAACAGAAAGUCGACAGCAUCUGUCAGUGGAAUUGGCAGAUGCAAAGGCCAAGAUAAGAAGGCUUAGGCAGGAACUGGAGGAAAAGACUGAACAGUUGUUGGACUGUAAACAAGAACUUGAGCAAAUGGAAAUAGAAUUAAAAAGGCUGCAACAAGAGAACAUGAAUUUGCUUUCGGAUGCUCGUUCUGCUAGAAUGUACCGAGAUGAACUGGAUGUACUUCGAGAAAAGGCAGUCAGAGUGGAUAAGCUUGAAAGUGAAGUCAGCAGAUAUAAAGAGAGGCUACAUGAUAUUGAGUUUUAUAAGGCAAGAGUUGAGGAGUUAAAAGAAGACAAUCAAGUUUUACUAGAAACAAAAACUAUGUUGGAGGACCAACUAGAAGGAACUCGAGCUCGUUCUGACAAAUUACAUGAAUUAGAAAAAGAGAAUUUGCAACUAAAGGCUAAACUGCAUGAUAUGGAAAUGGAACGAGAUAUGGAUAGAAAAAAGAUUGAAGAAUUAAUGGAAGAAAAUAUGACUUUGGAAAUGGCACAGAAACAAAGUAUGGAUGAAUCAUUACAUCUUGGCUGGGAGCUAGAACAGAUAUCCAGAACUAGUGAACUU
Molecule: messenger RNA, 1167 nt
Organism: Castor canadensis (American beaver)
Lineage: Eukaryota; Metazoa; Chordata; Mammalia; Rodentia; Castoridae
Source: RefSeq, a predicted model, not a curated record